UAGUCCACUUGUAGUGCUGGCCACUGAGUUCGAUGUCACGCCACCGAGCCGCGCGCUUGCGUGUCUUCCCUUCCUUCCUGUUCGGAAAUGCACGAGACCUAAUCCUCGACGCAGCUCUCGUCAGUCAUGUCAUCCAUCGCCCGCACGUCCGCCGCGCGCCUCCUCUUGAAUGAUUUCCGUCACACUCUGCACGCAUCGCUCCCGUCCAAAACUGACAAAGAAUGAAGACCCCAACGGCGCCAUCCGUUCUGGUGGCCACAUACUCGUCCAGGUCGCUAAAAGCGCAUUCCGAGUCCGCGAGAGUCUCCCAUGUGUCGUCCAUCUUAUAACCUCCUGGAUCCUCUUACAGCCAUGGCAAACCCAAUCAACCGGCACCGAUGUCGCCGAAGAAGAAGGAGGCCGCCUUCCAUCUCUCCGCCGUCAAACCGCCCCAAACCAGAAAAGAGCAGCAGCAAAGAGGCAUGUCGAGCUCCUACGAUUGGCAGCCGUCCUUCCCGUCCUCCUCCCGCUUGUCGCGAGAGCAGGAGACGUCCGUCAUCGUCUCCGCGCUCGCUCACGUCGUCUCCGGCUACGCCACCGCUCCCGCCCAGCUCCCUGUUGCCGAAACCUGCCGCAUGUGCGGCAUCGACGGGUGCCUGGGCUGCGAGUUCUUCUCCUUCGACGAGGACGAGGUAGCCGUCGCGGCGUCGGAGAGCAGAGGAUCCGGCGGGGCGAGGAAGAGGAGGAAGAAGAAGAAGAGUAAGUACCGCGGCGUGCGGCAGCGGCCGUGGGGGAAGUGGGCGGCGGAGAUACGCGACCCGAGGCGGGCGGUGCGCAAGUGGCUGGGCACGUUCGUCACCGCGGAGGAGGCCGCGCGGGCGUACGACCGCGCCGCGCUAGAGUUCCGCGGCGCCCGCGCCAAGCUCAACUUCCCCUUCACGGAUCCGCAGCCGGCGGCGGCUGCCCAAGCAAGUCAUCGCGCGGGGCGACUCAACGCGUCCUCCACGGCCGGCCACCCACGAGUCUCGCCACUGCAGCAAGAGAAGCCAUCGGUGGCGGACCGUGGAAUGCAGGAAACGAUGAAAGUGUGGGAGCUUAUCGUAUGAUCUGGGACCAGGUGGCGCUGAAGGACGAUGAUGACGAUAGAUAUCUGUGAAUUCCAAACUACACUAGAAGAUAUAUUCAC
This is a messenger RNA of Musa acuminata AAA Group (dessert banana), 1165 nucleotides long. Its product is annotated as ethylene-responsive transcription factor ERF109-like. Gene Ontology annotation, molecular function: DNA-binding transcription factor activity; DNA binding. Bases 378 to 1085 code for a protein of 235 amino acids. Gene Ontology annotation, biological process: regulation of DNA-templated transcription; ethylene-activated signaling pathway. The record is from RefSeq and is a predicted model, not a curated record. Lineage: Eukaryota; Viridiplantae; Streptophyta; Magnoliopsida; Zingiberales; Musaceae. The transcript has a single exon.